AAAUUUUAGUAUCAUUAGAACACAUUUCGGCCUUGCGUUUGCAGAGUUUUGAAAGAGAGUUUAAGCCGCAAGUGAGGCGAAAUUCAAUGCCGCGUGCGACCCUAGUGUAAAAGUGAUUUGGGAAGAACCAAACCUGUGGUGAGCUGAUUCUGAUGUCUCAAAAUAAUAAAUGAGGUCUCCUCAAUCUCACACACUAGAUACAUACAAAAAAUCAUAUAGAUAUUAGUUUAUGAAAAAUAGGCCAUAAUGAGCAUUUUGUGGUGGGCCGCGCAUUAAAAGUUUAAUUGCAAACUCGUCUCACACAUACGAACAGAUACGAGCACAUUGACACCUGUAUAUUUUCAGGUAGAAUAGUCAAGCCGACAUAACAUAUAGCAUAGCAUAGUCAAAUAUAUGAGCGUGCGCUUGCUUACUUUCAUAAAUUCUAUUUCUAUUCGAAUUUGGGCCAACCGACCUGCCAACAACAAUGAUUUUAGCCGAUGAGCCGAUAGAAAUCAGUUGGGCGAAAAUCCAUAUAAACCAAAAACGCAAGCUGGAGUGGUGGCUUAGAAGUACAUAAGCUUUCGUGGUGUACAGAAGCGUCAUAGUUGCGAGUGAGCACUGUGUGAAUUCACAUAGAACAGAACAGAGCAUUGCUAAGCAGAAAUUAUUCAAAGCGGCAUUAAGCUUAGAAAUGUCAUCACCAUGUCAUGGUCUAUUAGCGUUGCUGAUCAUUACACUAAUCGUCGAUUGGCCAUGGCCCUGGCCUGAGCGUGUAGCGCAAGCGAUGAGCAUUCCAACGGAACGGCCAGGUCACACACAGUCAAAACUAAAUAGCACGGGCAGUGCGCUCUUUCGUUUGCCCACACAAAUUGACGAGUACGCGGUUUUGGAAGAGUUCGGCAGGCUCACGUUGGCCACCAUGAACCAGAGCGUGGAUCCAUGUGAAGAUUUUUACGAAUACGCUUGUGGCAAUUGGAAACAGACCGAAAUGGUACCGGCGCGUUCGCGGAAUAACACAUUUUUGAACGGCAUGCAGUUUGCCGUUAAUGAAAUGCUCACUCAGUUCUUAAAAAAUGCCACCGAGAAGGAAAUGAAACUGGAUAAUGCGGAGUCUAAGGCGAAGGCGUUUUUCGCAUCCUGCAUGCGCAUGAGCGAGGAUAUGUCUGAUGGCUAUAAGCUGCUUUUGGAGAUGGACGAAUUCGCAUUCAAUUUAAAUGAAAAGCGAGAAUCAAAUGAAACAUUUGAUUGGAUCAAUAUAAACUUCUUGUCGCACUAUGGCGUGUAUCCUUUGCUUCCUCUUAAAAUACACUAUGAUACAGAGAGUCGCAAGUUCGACAUUCUGCUAAGUACCUCGGGUAAGGUUCUGGGCAACUCAGAUGUCAUCGACAUUAAGAAUAUGACAAGAGAUUUUAAAAUUGAGAAUGAAGAAGAACUUCGGCAAUUCAACGAAGAAUUUAAGCUUGUUAUCGAUUUUGAAAAGAAUCUUACAAUGCAUUCGAACAGACGAAACGAAAGCGAGGAACUCACUUUAGGCGAAUUCAAAUUGAAGUACAAGGACAACUUGUUGAACUGGACACGUUACUUCGAAGUAGCAUUCAAUGGAAGCGCUAAAAAUGACUGGAUUAUACAAAACACCAUCGCUGAUGUAGAUCCCCUUGUAAAUUUUUUGCAAAAAUCCGACUUCGAAACUCUGAGGAGCUAUCUGAAGUGGCGCACAAUAGCCAAAUUUUAUUAUUUAUGGAAGUACGAAACGAGUGAUAAGUCAAUGGAGAGUAGUUGUCGGGAGCAUACGAGUAUAUACUUCAAUUAUGCACUGCUUCCUUGGUUUAUUGAUAAUGUUUACGAUGCCGAACGGCGGGAAGAUAUUUUACUACUAGCGAAACACAUUAAAGAAACCUUCUACGAUCUGCUGGGCAAGUACACGUGGUUGGACGACGAAACGCGCUCGAAUGCGAAGACGAAGCUACGUGCCAUGGACAUCACUGUCGGCUACUCUGACGAAAUGCGGCACCGUGACGUCAUCAACCAUGUGUAUGAAGAUGUGAAGAUUGGCGACAACUGGUAUAUGAAUUUACAAGCGGUCGAGAAGAAUCGUGCCAGGGUACGUAUGCGUUCGGUGAAUAAGGCGAUAAUACCGCCCCUUAUGUCAACGCGCGAUGUGAAUGCCUACUAUGCGGACUUUUUAAAUUUGGUCUUCAUAGGCAUUGGCAUUUCUCAGGCGCCAUUCUAUCACCUGAAAUACCCACCAUCUAUCAAAUUUAGCGGCAUUGGCAAUAUAAUUGGUCAUGAGAUGGCGCACGGCUUCGAUUCCUAUUGCUAUCAAUACGAUUACGAUGGCAAGAAACUCAACUGGUGGAGCGAAGCAUCCUUGCGCAAUUUCAAGGAGCGCUAUCGCUGCUUGGAGUCUCAGUACAAUAAGUAUAUAUUCCACGGUGUGCUAACAAAUGGCACGCUCACGUCCGGUGACAACAUUGCAGACAACGUGGGCACGCGCAUCUCGUACCACGCCUACCGAAAUAGUUACGGUAAACUGGAUGGGGACAAGAAGCCCAUACCCGGUGUGAAUUUGACCAACAAACAGUUAUACUUUUUGAAAUUCGCCCAAACCUGGUGCACCGGCAGAGAUGACGCCUCCAAGAUGCGACGCAUGAAGACCGACGUGCAUGCUUACGAAGAGUUUCGAGUCAUAGGAACGCUUCAAAAUAUGCCGGAAUUCAGUGAGGUGUAUAAGUGUAGAUUAGGAUCGGAAAUGAACCCGUUAAAGAAAUGUAUGGUUUGGUGAAUAGUCAACGAGCGAAUAAAGUGCAAAAGAAACAAUGAAAAACAAAGCCUUUACUUAAUAUUGAAGAAAGUUAUUUGUCAAAGAUGAUUUAAUUUUAUUUUUGGCUAUAGUUUUCAAACUAUUUUUUUACUGCAAAGGAUCUUCGUACAUAAUAUUAGGUCUCUGGUUAUUUUAAUGGCAUCAAAAAGUAUCAUCUGAAAGAUCUAAUAUACCUUUUUUCGCAAGUCUACCGACAUCAGUUCUGUAAUAAAAGACUCUUUUGUUCCUCAGGCUUUUGUGUUAUAAGAGCAUAACUGUAAUGAAAUGUAACGGAUUUCGCUGAACAAUGGGGUUCCUCAGCAGCUACAAAUCCAUUAAAGCAAAGUCACAUUUAAUAUUACAUGCAUGGACAUACAUACGCACACAGAA
Molecule: messenger RNA, 3172 nt
Organism: Bactrocera dorsalis (oriental fruit fly)
Lineage: Eukaryota; Metazoa; Arthropoda; Insecta; Diptera; Tephritidae
Product: endothelin-converting enzyme 1
Exons: 1
Coding region: 674-2764 (696 amino acids)
Biological process (GO): protein processing
Cellular component (GO): plasma membrane
Molecular function (GO): metalloendopeptidase activity
Source: RefSeq, a predicted model, not a curated record